AAUUAGCUUGCUCUAACUAUAUCGCCUGCGAUAUUUCUGAAUUGAUACCACCUUCAAGAAAAACGAAGUCUCCAGAACAAUACUCGCUAGCACCAAAGGUCCUUUGGAAUUUAUUUGCAGAAAUGGAGACGACAUACUCGGCGGAGGAGCUGGCAGCGAUGCCGGACCGCAUCGCGGCCACCUUCAGCAACCGCUCCGUGUUCGUGACCGGCGGCACCGGCUUCAUGGGCAAGGUGCUCGUCGAGAAGCUGCUGAGGAAGUGUCCAGAUAUCAAGCAGAUCCUGCUGCUGGUGCGGCAGAAGAAAGGGAAGACGCCGCGCCAGCGCAUGGAGGACACACUCAACGAUCCAUUGUUCGAGAAAGUACGCACAAUGCGCGGUGGCAUCGAGCCUCUCCUAGAAAAGAUGACACUCAUCGCUGGAGACGCAAUUGAGCCAGAUCUUGGACUAAGUCCAGCUGAUCGUCAGAAGAUCAUUGAAGAAGCUGACAUCAUCAUACAUGCCGCUGCCACUAUCAGAUUUGAUGAGGAACUGAGGAAAGCGGUGUUUCUAAACGUGCGCGGCACUAAACUCGUAUUGGAGCUCGGGAAGCAGUGCAAACGACUUCUGCUAUUCGUCCACAUCUCUACCGCCUACUGCCAUCUCCACGAGAAACUUUUAGAAGAGAAGCCGUACCCUCCUCCAGCAGACCCUCACAAGAUCAUCCAGAUUAUGGAAUGGAUGGAUGAUGCUACUGUUGCUGCUGUAACACCUUUCUUACUGAAGAAGCUACCGAACUCCUACGCAUUCACCAAGGCACUUGGCGAAGCCCUCAUCGUUGAAGCCCUAGACAUUUUGCCGAUUGGCAUUCUGCGGCCCUCCAUCGUCAUCCCUAUUUACCAAGAACCACUCCCCGGCUGGACCGACAACAUAAAUGGACCAGCGGGACUACUUAUUGGGGCCGGCAAAGGCGUCAUAAGAAGUAUGUACUGCAAGAGCAACAGCUACGCUGAUUAUCUGCCUGUCGACAUUUUCAUUAACGGAAUCAUGAUUUGCUGCUGGGAGUUCAUCGAGCAGGGUAUCCAUAAUAUCAAGGUCGUCAAUUUCACAUCUUCAGCGGAGGUCAAGAUCACUUGGGAGGAGAUGAUCGAAGCUGGCAGAGAAAUCAUCUUGAACAAAGUACCACUCAACGGAGUUGCUUGGUAUCCCGGUGGAUCGAUGAAGCACUCUCGUCUGUACCACAACAUUUGUGUGCUGCUGUUCCACUGGCUGCCCGCCAUCUUAGUUGACUGCUUGCUCUGGUGUCUCCGCUACGAACCUGUCCUCUGCCGCGUUCAACGUCGCGUGACUAAGGGCUUCGAGGUGUUCGAAUACUACACCAACAACCAGUGGGACUUCCAUUCCGACAUCGCUCAGAAGUACAGAAAUGACCUAAAUCCACGGGAAAGGUUGGAGUAUAAAGUGGAUGCCAGUGGUGUAGAUAUCUCCCGUUAUUUCGAGGACUGCAUCUUAGCAGCGCGGCGCUAUAUCCUCAAGGAGACAGAUGACACCAUUCCCGCCGCCAAGAGACACAUGAAAGUGAUGUGGUGCGUUGACAAGCUGUUCCGCAUUUGUUUUUGGGCGCUGCUGCUGUACUGGAUCAGCGGGUGGUUCUCUUCCACCCCCACCGCCGUCCCUGAAGCGAUCUCCACAUAAUCUCGAUGCUUCAUACAAAAUAGACGAAGACGUCAUACAAAAUAUAUAAAAUAAAAUAAAGAACUCAACGCUAUAUCAAGUGCUGAUGAGCUUGAAUCCGAUUUUGACAAAAGAUUACUAACCACAUUCAAAUCGAUUUACCCAUUUAAGAGCUACGGCGCCCCAAAAAAACACACAUACACACACGUACCGAUAAAAUAUAUAUAAAAAUAUUCCGAAUUUUGAAACACAGACGAAAAUCGCGUCAUCUGAUACCUAUGUCAUUGUUUUUUUUUAUACUACGUCGGUGGCAAACAAGCAUACGGCCCGCCUGAUGGUAAGCAUUCUCCGUAGCCUAUGUACGCCUGCAACUCCAAAGGAGUUACAUGCGCGUUGCCGGCAACCUUACUCACCGGCAGGAACACAACACUAUGAGUAGGGUCUAGUGUUAUUUGGCUGCUGUUUUCUGUUUAUUGUAACUUUAUCCAUGUAUAAUGAGGACCCCGCAGCGUAAUUAAGAUGCAUCCACCUUUUUGUGAGCCAUUUCAUUUAAAGUUAUACACUAUUCUUUUGUAGGAUUUGGAGUAGGUGGUAUCACUGCACUCCAAUGUUCUGUCACCAGAGUGCAGGACUAGUACAAACUGUAUACUUGUAAAACGCCGUAAACAGUAUUUAGACAAGUUUUCACAUAUUAAUAAAGUGCUAGUCGCGCUCUUUACGCAAAGUUUUGCGUGAUAUUUCGUAUUUUUAUGUUAUGUACUUAUGUAUAAUGUAAAUAGAAACAUAAUGACACUCACAUCACAAUACCUAUUUUACAUAAUUAAAUAUAUUAGAAGUAACAUACACCUAUUCCUCACAUGUACCCUAGUCUGUAUAUUCUCGGAAUGGUUAACUACACCACUCUUGAGACCAGAAGAAAUGUGGCACUAGUAAAAUAUUUUUAUCUUCUGAUUCGUGGCCAAAUACAUAACCCUCAGUUGCUAGCAUUGGUUCCGCUUCGAGUACCUGUCCACAGCAGUAUUCAACUGCGCCCUCGUCGCCGCGCACUGUUCGCAGUCCCGGCGGCGCGGACCCGGGCAUUAUCUCACUCACCGCUGCACCGCGCAUUGUCUCUCUUGAAUGAUAUAUUGGACAGCGACAGCAAACUAGAUAUAUU
Messenger RNA from Cydia pomonella (codling moth), 2808 nucleotides. Its product is annotated as putative fatty acyl-CoA reductase CG5065. Gene Ontology annotation, cellular component: peroxisome. The record is from RefSeq and is a predicted model, not a curated record. Gene Ontology annotation, molecular function: alcohol-forming very long-chain fatty acyl-CoA reductase (NADP+) activity. Gene Ontology annotation, biological process: long-chain fatty-acyl-CoA metabolic process. The transcript has 13 exons. The coding region runs from base 123 to 1673 and encodes 516 amino acids. NCBI's taxonomy places the organism in Eukaryota, Metazoa, Arthropoda, Insecta, Lepidoptera, Tortricidae.